AUGACUGAUCUUGUAGUUUUUGAAAAUCACGAUGUAUUCUUGGAGCAUGCCAUACACGCCUCUAUUCCUGCAGCGAUUGACACUUUAGAGCAGUUCCUGCAGUUUGUGUCUGCACGCAUAGCCUCCUGCUCUGGUGAUAUCACGGCAUCUGGUCGUUAUCGCUUUGUUUACUCGUUGACAGGGAAACCACUAUGGCGAGUGGCAGACUGCCGGUCAGCCGGGAAUGUUGUGGUGAGUUGCACACCGGGAUUCCUGCGCCGGAAACAGUCCUGUGAGGCUGCUGCUGCUGUGGCUUCUUCUUCUUCUUCUGUUUAUUUAUAUUCACAAGUACAACAGAAGCGGGAAGAGCCAUAUUCACAGUGUAAACAAUCUCCAAGUAACAGUUCUCCUUUUACCUCAAAGGAAGUAGUCGUUGAUAGGCCUUCAAGAAACCUUACUGGUUCUGCUGCUGCUGCUGCGACUGUUUCUCAGUCUCAUGAUUUAGAUAAACAUAACAGAGCACCUUCUCAGCGAGGGAUACCUUCAUAUGAAAGGAAUUCACCUAAAAGGGUAAAAUUUGUGAAUCAUCAUAGUCUACAUAACGAAGAAUCACCUACUGUUAACAAGGAUGUAGAUGUGGAUGUGAAUCAUACUACCUUCACUGUUGCGGGUAAACGUGUUAAGCUACCGAACACUCCUCGUUUUGUUUCUCCACCAUUCCUUGGAGCUGCAGGAGAAAUGUCACAUUCUGAUAGAGUCAGUACAGUACAAACACUCCUUUCAUUGAAAUUGAUUGGAGGUUCAUUUGUAGAAGAAAAAUUGCUCUUUAGAAAAGAAUUAAACUCAUCUCUGGAGUCUGUUAUUGGAAAGAGAAUGACUAGACGAAUAAAACAAGAAGAGAAACUUCGGGUGGUUGUGGAAGGUCCACCACGGAGUGGGGUAACAACAACAUUGGCUUAUUGUAGUUAUUUGGCAGCAUCUAUGGUAGAAGGACCCUAUUGUGGUUCUCUAUUUUUGCCGCUGAACUUUGAACUACUUUUUGACGCUGCGUGGGUUUCAACGGAUAAGACGAUGAAAAAGUUAAAUGGAAAUAAAUUGGAAACUAACAGUACAGAGGAGCAGAAACUUAUGCUAGAUAUUCCUUUUUUCUUUCUGACAAUAGUGCGACAUGUAAUAGACUGUGCUGUUAGUCAACGUCCUUCGUUGCGUAAAGGCAGUGGAGUGCUUAUUGAAGCAUGGGAAGAACUCGUGUUAAGAGAAAGUACAAAGAGAAAUAAAAAUAUAAAUGGUAUUUUACGAUUUAGUAACGCAGCGUUGGCAGAAUUAGUAGGACACCAGGCGGUCUAUCAAUGGGAAGCUUUUGCAGCUGGUGCUUCAGAAAUAUUAUAUGCGGCACGAAAUGCACCCCAUAAUAUGGAAUUACGGGAUAUUCUUAUUGAAACUGUAUUAGUUAGAUUUGUAGCCCAAAUGGCAUCAGGACUUCAUUUUUCUAAUGUCGUAUUUGUAAUUGAUGGAUUGCGAUAUGCGGCCAGAGUGUUGCAACACCGUGUACAUCGUCCAUUAGGAGAUGCCGGUGUCUUUCUUCGCUCUCUUACACACUCUCAAUGGGCACAUGUUAUGAUUGGAAUUGAUACACUCGCACUUCCAUCUUAUCAUAUGCUCUUUCCUGCCAAGCUGCGGCGUGUACGGCUUUUGCAUAUGAUUUCUCCAGAUGUGCUUAUAACACAAUACAAUUAUCCUUCAUUUAUUUACUGUAAAAAUAAAAGUUUUCCACUGCAGUUGUUGUUAGGAGCACCAGGAUAUCUUCGUGUGUUAGAUGCCUUGUUGAGAGUCUAUGCUCCACCUGUACGGGAAGGCUUCUCAGAGACACGUUAUGCACUUCGAGUGGACGACAGUGACGUUUUUGAUGCUUUGCAGGAUCUCACAUCUGUACUUUGUAAAUAG
Molecule: messenger RNA, 1923 nt
Organism: Trypanosoma theileri
Lineage: Eukaryota; Euglenozoa; Kinetoplastea; Trypanosomatida; Trypanosomatidae
Exons: 1
Coding region: 1-1923 (640 amino acids)
Source: RefSeq, a predicted model, not a curated record